Messenger RNA from Salarias fasciatus (jewelled blenny), 1780 nucleotides. It is a transcript of the gene otpa, whose product is annotated as orthopedia homeobox a. Gene Ontology annotation, biological process: regulation of DNA-templated transcription; neuron differentiation. Gene Ontology annotation, molecular function: DNA-binding transcription factor activity, RNA polymerase II-specific; DNA binding. Bases 194 to 1216 code for a protein of 340 amino acids. NCBI's taxonomy places the organism in Eukaryota, Metazoa, Chordata, Actinopteri, Blenniiformes, Blenniidae. The record is from RefSeq and is a predicted model, not a curated record. The transcript is spliced from 3 exons.
CGUUUGGAGAAGCUCAUGGGUUCAUUCCGUUGUUAAGCGCCUCCCCAUUUCUCUAAACUACAUUAUAAUGCAACGAACCCCCCUUUUAACCACAAACCGAAUUUGCUUUCAUUUAGGCUAUAUAUAUUUCUUAAAUAGGUUAAAGUCAUAGAGAUUUUUUUUGGAAUAGCAUUUCGCCCUGGAGCGGUGCGCAAUGCUAUCUCAUGCCGACCUCCUGGAUGCUCGCCUCGGUGAGUUAACAUCACCAAACUCCGGUCUUCAACUCUACUGGAUGAAGGAUGCCGCGGCGGAGCUCCUGGGCCACAGGGAGGCUCUGAAGUGCAGGCUCGGCGGAGGGGGGCCUGACCCGGGACACUCCGGGGAGCUGGGCCCGGGCCCGGACGGCGUGGUGGAGGGAGCCACGAUGCUCCCGGGCGACGACAUCAGCAGCGGCGGCGGGUCCAACCCGGUGCAGGUGAACAGCAAGGAGCAGGAGAAGCAGCAGCAGCAGCAGCAGCAGCAGCAGCAGAACAGCGGCAACAACCCCAACCAGUCCGGAGGGCAGCAGAGCCAGAAGCAGAAGCGGCACCGGACGCGCUUCACGCCGGCGCAGCUCAACGAGCUGGAGCGGAGCUUCGCCAAGACGCACUACCCAGACAUCUUCAUGCGCGAGGAGCUGGCGCUCAGGAUCGGCCUGACGGAGUCCCGAGUGCAGGUCUGGUUCCAGAACCGGCGCGCCAAGUGGAAGAAGCGCAAGAAGACCACCAACGUGUUCCGCGCGCCGGGGACGCUGCUGCCCACGCACCACGGCCUGCCGCAGUUCCCGUCCGCCGCGGCGGCGGCUGCGGCCAUGGGCGACAGCCUGUGCUCCUUCCACGCCAACGACACCCGCUGGGCCACCGCGGGGAUGCCCGGCGUGUCGCAGCUGCAGCUGCCGCCCGCCCUGGGCCGCCAGCAGGCCAUGGCGCAGUCCCUGUCCCAGUGCAGCCUGGGCGCGGGGCCGCCGCCCAACUCCAUGGGUCUCUCCAACAUGUCGUCGAACGGCUCCGGGUUGCAGUCGCACCUGUACCAGCCCACGUUCCCCGGAAUGGUCCCCGCGUCCCUGUCCGGCCCCACCAACGUGACCGGCUCGCCCCAGCUGUGUAGCUCCCCGGACAGUGACGUCUGGAGAGGGACAAGCAUCGCGUCGCUGCGCCGCAAAGCGCUGGAGCACACAGUAUCCAUGAGCUUCACCUAGGGCGCGCGGUCGACAGCCUUUUCUUUCCCCUCACACAGAGAUCACCCCCUUCUUACUCAUCCAGUCCAUCCAAACGGGGCACCGGGAACCAGGAUACUUACUUAAAAAAAAAAAACCACACAGCGCGGCUGCUCACCGGCAUUUUUCCUCCAAACCACCGCGAGAGGAAGGACUGAAGUUCUCCACCGGGCCUGUUGGUCCUCAUAGGGCUGGUUCUGUUUGAAGCUAUAACUUAUUAUUUCGCAUGUAGCCUAUGUCAACUAUUUAUUUGUCUAUUUAAAAGGAAACUAUUGGUUUAUUUGGUAUUUAUUUCUUAUUUAUUCGCCACGUGCAGCCCUCUGCAGGGCGUCCAGUGACAUUUGCUUGGUGGCUGAUGGUUUUUGAAGACUAAUUCUGUGGAUACUUUGAAACACAAAACUAGGUUAUUACAGACUCCCUCCUCCUCUUCUCCCUCUUCUUUUUUUUUUAAUUUUUUUUAUUUUUUAAACCCCCCCUUACAUCUGCUGCACAGCAUGUGACUGGAAAGUGCCAAAGGGACGCACACUGGACACCUGGAGGUUUAAA